UAUCACUGUCCCUCUUCCACUCUCUCUCUCCCCUCGUACAUAUAAUUCUCCGCCGAGUCACCUACUUCUCUUUCUAAAAUUCAGUGAAAGCUAAUUCACUUUCUCACUGCCGCCGUAUGAGCAUUUUGUACAUCUCUGUGCUUUGUUACAUCUGAACUAACUCAAACGAGCAUUUGCUUCCAAAUUUUUAUAAUAAUAUAUCACAACCAGGAAUCUGAGUGAGUGGUAUCGUACAUUACUCAGUUAAGCUGGCGUGUUUAAAUCAUCUCUCGAAGAUUUGCAAGCUCAGUCCUCUAUAGGCUGUGCGUCCGCAUUGAAGAGGUGCUGACGUAAUUCAACUCGGAUCACCAGCUUCACUCAACAAUGAAAGCGAGCACUCAGCUGGAUUCAGUACUUUUCCGUUUAACUCCUACUCGGACAAGAUGUGAUUUGAUUAUCAUAGCAAAUGGGAAGAAAGAGAAGAUUGCUUCGGGCCUGUUAAAUCCUUUUCUUGCUCACAUGAAGUCUGCUCAGGAAAAAAUUGCAAAGGGUGGUUACUCAAUUAUUCUUGAGCCACCACAGUCUCAGAGUAUUAUAUCAUGGUUUACAAAGGGCACUGUGGAAAGGUUUGUGCGUUUUGUGAACACCCCAGAUAUCCUAGAAAGAGUGUACAUUAUAGAAUCUGAGAUCAUACAGAUUGAGGAAACAAUUGCCAUUCAAGGGAAAAAUGACAUUCAACAUUGCCUUGUUGAGGAUCAGCAAACAAAGGCAUUCAGAGACUGUGCUGGUAGCAAAUCCACAGUAGUUUCUAAUGGUAAUAAAGCUGUUGUCCUUUACCAGCCUGAGGAGCAUUUACCACAAGCAAGUGGUUCAUUUUCACAAGAUGGGAACUCCAGAGUACAGAUAUUGAAAAUCUUACAGACUCGCAAAUCCGUGCUGGAAAAAGAACAGUGCAUGGCCUUUGAACGUGCUGCAGCUGCUGGUUUUCAUUUUGAUGACAUGCCUUUCCUUCUAUCAUUUGGUAAAUGCUUUGGAGCUUCACGCUUGAGGGAUGCCUGCUUCAGAUUCAUGGAACUCUGGAAGAAAAAACACGGGUUUGGACAACACCUUGAAACCAGAGAAGCAGAAGUAGUGGCAGGCCAAACAGAUUUAUUUGACAAGAAGGCUUCAUACAGUAAUGAGAAGCUAAGCACAGAAUGCAUUGCAGGUCAAAGGCAUCCUAUGGAUGCACAUCUGCCAAAAGGUCAACAUGAAAACCCUCAAGGCCAGCUUCCUACCUGGUCAAUGUAUUCUCAGUCCUCUGCCCCACCUCCUUUGCAACCAUACUAUGUCCAACGACUGCCAUAUUAUCACACUUAUUUACAGAAUAACCCUCUUUAUCCUCCUUACGGUGUGGAAGACGCUCAAGUGGGUGUCAUGCAGAGAAAUGGACCAAAAAUACCAUUGACAGAUACGAAAUGUAGCAACAAUGAAGUAAAGAUUGAAGCUUCUCGGUCAACUAAAUCAAAAGUUAGCAAUCCAAAUUCAUAUGAUGAAAGGGAAGUUCAUAAACCUGAAAUUGAUGGUGGAUACUGGCUAGCAUUUCAAAACAUAUUAUUUAGAGAAUCAAGUGAAGAUAAUUAUACUGAAAAGGGCUGCAUGUCUGCAAAGGGAAAAGGUAUACAGAUACAGAAAGAUCCUACAGGUGAUGAUCAUACAACUCUUGGUGGGAAAGGUGCAGAUGAUUUGCAGGAUAGUAGGGAGAAUGUCAUCCACAGAGUUAGUAUAGACAUGCCUUGCUGCAUCCCCAGUGGAUCAAGUGAUGGUGUUUUACUUUCUAUCAGGGAGUGCGGCAACAUCUUGGGACACGAUGAUCAAAUUGACCUUCAGUAUGCUGAGACAAAUGGGGGAAAGGUCUAUGCCGAAACUGUGAGUCAUGAUUCUAUGUUGGCUGGUUGGGAACACUUCUCAGGGUCAAGAAAUUCUAUAAAUACACUUACUGAAAAGAGACUUCAGAGUGUGACUAAUAAACUGGAUAAAACUUCCACACAAUAUAUGGCUGAUGAAUCUUUUAUAGCACCUGGUAGGUCAAUGCUAUUCAGUGGUGCUGUACCAGAAAUUACCACUCAUUGUGACUGCGAACUUCCUACAACUACUGGAAACACAGAAAGCAUCUCAAAUGGAGUUAGAAGCCAUAUCAAUUAUAAGCCUAGUAAUCUAGACCUAAUUUAUAAAUGUGUGCCAGAAGAAAAUCCCAGAAGGUACAACCCCACUUUGGUCUAUGAAAUGCAAUCUCAUGUUAAAGAUAAUGUUUCGCAGGAAAAGGGAAAAAAGAAAGCCUCCAGUAUUGUGAAAGAAGUAAAUACGAAGAUAGACAAGGACCAGAUAGGAAAAGCUGAUUUAGAUAAUAAAAAGACUAUAGGACCCAUAAGAGGAGGAAAGCUAUCCAUGACAAGUCCUUUACAUUAUGCACGAGUUCAUGCGGAGAGAUUAAGACCCUUUAAGGAAGAUUUCCAGAAGAUGAAAAUAGAAAAGGAAGAGGAAGAUAUUAAAUGCUUAGAAGCUUUAAAACUGGAAAGGCACAAGAGAAUUGCAGCAAGAGGCAGCUACAGUUCUGCCCAUUUAUUGGUACCACUGUCGCAGAGAAGAAAGCAGCCAAUAAACCCAUUGCUAUCCCCCAUCAGAGGAUCAAAGUUCAAUGAUUUAGAACCAGGAUCAUCAUCACCGUUACAGAGAUCCAAAAUAAGAAAUCCUCUUGUAUCAACUAUUUCCCCGGAGGAUUCUAAGUCACAUAAAUUUAGUGAUGGGCAGUCAAAAAAUAACCGGUUAACAAAAUCAGCAUCAUCAUGGUCUGAUUCCAAUAAGGAAAGCAGUAAUAGUGUGACACCAAAUUCAAAAGCAUCCACGACAAGGGUUAGAAAAUUAUCUGAGCCGAAGACUGUAAAUUGGCCUGUUGCAUCAGUCAAGGCACAAAGUUCUGAAACAGUGAUAAGACUGAGGAAAUCCAAAGAACCUGAGAACACCAAAAUAUCAGAAAUCAUGGACCUUGAUACAACACAAGCUGCAACUCUUCCUGAACUGAAGAUCAGAUCCCCGAAAGGGCUUUCAGAUAAUAUGAAUGUUUCAGGACCUCCAGUAAAUCCUGCAAAUGUGAAAUCAUUGGCGAGUGGUGAAAAAGCUCCAUGUGACAGUGCAGGUGAUGAAAGCAUUGUUGAGAAGACCGUAGUAAUGCUUGAGUGUGAAAGCUCAUCCUUACCUGUUUCCCAUGCAUCAGGAGAGGAAUGUAGAGUACUUAGCCAAAAGUGUUACAGUCAUGGCCACUUAGGGGAGAAAUUUUCAGUAGUAUUUGAGCAUGCAGUGCCGACUGAUGCACCUCCUUCACCUUUUGUGGGAUUUGUCAGUGAUCCUAUUCCUGGCUUGGAUCAGGGACAACUGAAUUCAUGUGAGGUAGGAGCAAAAUGUGCACAUGAGACACCUAAAGUUGCAAAAGUGGACCCUGGUGGAAAACCUUAUGAAGCUCCUUAUGCUCAUAUGGCCUCUUUGGCAAUCUCAGACUUGGCAUUAGCAAAACCAAUUAAAUCACUUGUCGAAAGUGCUAGAACUGAUGGGGAGUAUACCAUUCAGGAAGAUUCAGCAAAAGCUCAAGUUAAGGAGCCACCAAGAGGCCUCUGGAGGCUAUGGAAAUUUGGUAAGAAGAAACACUGUCCCACUGCAUGUGAUAAAAAUCUUGAAACAGACCAAAAAAGUGUUUAUCAGCUAAAGCAUCAGGAUGGCCGUGCAGCAAAUACAACUUCAUCAAGUGAAGUUUAUACUUUGAAGAAUUUGAUGUCACAAGAUGAAACCUCAGCAGUUGACAAUGCUGUUCAAAAGUCUCGUCAUUUUUCUUUGUUGACUUACUUCUGGAGUAGGACAAGUGAAAAGAAGUUGAGGUCAUAAAACCAAGGUUUACUCAGGGUGAAACAUUAUUCUUUUGAGACAGUGGGAUGAGUUGUGUGGAGGCAUUUGAGUCUUGACAGAUAGUGUAGAUUAUUACAGAUUGUUCUAAUCACUCACCCGAUUGUGCAUUUAUGAGGAGAUAUCUUAGAGAUCUCAGAAUCUCUAAAUAUCCCCAAUUAUCUUUUCUUUAUUAGGGAACCUUAAUUAGGAGGAUUCCUUCCUUAUUUCAUUGUUUCUCUAGCUAUAUAUAUCCUGUAUUCUUCUCCUUGUAACAUACAGAACAUAAUAAACAGAAUACAGUUUACUUUCUUGAUUUAUUUCUACAUGGUAUCAGAGCGUGGUUAUUCUCUAAAAUGAUCAAGUUCUGAUCCUAUGGGAUGACCACCGAGAGAGAUGGAUCUAUCUCAGUCACCUCUGAACAUUCAGAGGGUGUCCCAACUGGAGAUGGCAGCAACAGAGUAUCAAUGGAAGCACAAUCAUCACUCCUAAUCAAUCAGAUUCGAUUAUUACUUGCCAUAAACUCAAUGGUAGUAAUUAUCUACAAUGGUCUCAGUCAGUUUUUAUGUAUGUGUGUGGAAAAGACAAGGAGGACUAUUUGACAGGUGAUGCACCUGCUCCGGAUCAAGGAGAUCCAGGCUACAAGAAGUGGAAAAAGGAGAACUAUACUGUGAUGUCAUGGCUCAUCAAUUCCAUGACAACCAGUAUAUGGGAAAACUUUCUAGUAUACAAACAGCUCAAGAGAUUUGGGAGGCUGUGAAAGAAACAUAUUCAACUUCAGAUAACACUUCUGAAUUAUUUGAGGUUGAAUCAAUGUUACAUAACCUUCAGCAGGGAGAAUUGAAUGUAACUCAAUACUUCAACAACCUUGUGAGACUCUGGCAGCAUCUUGAUGUGUUUGAGACAUACAGUUGGUCAUGUUCUAAGGAUAAGAAGCUAUAUCAGGCGAUCUGUGAAAGGAAGAGAGUCUUCAAAUUCCGGUCAGGUUUGGACAAGAGUCUAGAUGAGGUUAGGGGCAGAAUAAUGGGAAAGAAACUCACCCUUAGAGAAGCCUUCUCAGAAGUCAGAAGAGAAGAAAGCAGAAGGAAGGUAAUUGUGAAAGUAUAUUAGAAUAUACUUUAGAAUAUGCUAUAGAAUAUAUUAGGAAUAUAUCAUAGACAUUAUUAUUGUAUAGAAUCUUAUAUAGGAAUAUUCUAUUUGUAAUGUAUAUUUAUAGGGACUUCCACAACGAAUGAAAUACACAGAAAAUCUUUCCUCC
Molecule: messenger RNA, 5149 nt
Organism: Cuscuta europaea
Lineage: Eukaryota; Viridiplantae; Streptophyta; Magnoliopsida; Solanales; Convolvulaceae
Source: the annotation of a GenBank genome assembly